Molecule: messenger RNA, 662 nt
Organism: Saccoglossus kowalevskii
Lineage: Eukaryota; Metazoa; Hemichordata; Enteropneusta; Harrimaniidae
Product: coiled-coil domain-containing protein 127-like
Source: RefSeq, a predicted model, not a curated record
UCAUGAUUUCGAAGAUUUAAAGAUGAACGAUCUUAAUAUCCCCCCAGAUAGAGAAAGUUGGUCAAGAAAAAUCAGUCGCUUAGCAACUGAGUUUAUUGUUCCAGUUCUUCUUCCCGCAUCUACUGUUCUCAUUGUUUGGAUUGGUCAGAGGUACAAAAAUAUAAAAAACAAUGAAGUCCAUACAAACCCACAAUCGAAAAAAAAAGAUGCACAGCUCUUGUAUUUAAAACAUCGUCUUGGAUAUGAACAAAAACUACAAAUAGAAGAAGAAAAGGAAGUGCAGACAAUCUUGAAAGAUCUGGAACACAUAGAGCAGCACCUUGUCCAAAGACAGGAUAUUUUCUGCAGCUCGUUUAAAUCAAAGCAUGAUAGGAAGAAGGUGGAAGAUGCAUUACUUGAGUAUGCCUAUGAUCAGCCAUACGAAAAAGACAUUAAGUUAUACAAAGGGCUGAAAAAGAUACUGGAUGAAAAUUGUGGGGACCAGCACUGUGGCAGGAACCGAUAUGAGAAUGGAUGUCUGAUGUGGGAAUGGCUUGAUGGAAUGCGAGCUAAAGUGUACCUCAGGAAAUAUCAGCGGAUUUACUCGAAAAUGAAAGAUUGGGAGAAGUCAGCUAAUCUCUCGCUGAAAGGAUAAUGAAUUGAAGAUAAUUCACAAUUAAUGG